Anguilla anguilla (European eel) is the source of this 1561-nucleotide messenger RNA. It is a transcript of the gene sae1, whose product is annotated as SUMO1 activating enzyme subunit 1. The record is from RefSeq and is a predicted model, not a curated record. Gene Ontology annotation, biological process: protein sumoylation. Gene Ontology annotation, cellular component: cytoplasm; SUMO activating enzyme complex. Lineage: Eukaryota; Metazoa; Chordata; Actinopteri; Anguilliformes; Anguillidae. The transcript has 9 exons. Gene Ontology annotation, molecular function: SUMO activating enzyme activity. The coding region runs from base 130 to 1176 and encodes 348 amino acids.
AAACGUCAUAAUAAAGCGUCCGUUCAAACUGCACGCAGCGGGACUUUUGCUGAAAAUAAAGGGAGAAGGCGGCUAGUAAUCUUAUUACCUCGUACCAUUUGACAAGAAGGAUAACUCAACACAAUCGAAAUGAUAGAUAUGGUUGAAAGGGAAGAUACUAUUAUUAGCGAGGAAGAGGCUGCACAGUACGAUCGGCAGAUUCGGCUAUGGGGUCUGGAUGCACAAAAGAGGUUGCGAGGGUCCCGUGUGCUGCUUAUUGGUCUCAAGGGAUUGGGAGCAGAGGUUGCCAAAAACCUCAUCUUGGCAGGAGUGAAGGGGUUAACCCUUCUUGACCAUGAGAAGGUGACUGAAGAGUCCUGCCGAGCCCAGUUCCUCAUCCCAGUGGGUUCUGAGGGACGGAACCGGGCCCAGGCCUCGCUGGAACGGGCACAGUACCUCAACCCCAUGGUAGAGGUGAAGGCUGACACAGAGGAUGCAGAGUCCAAGCCAGACGAGUUCUUCCUGCAGUUCGACGCGGUCUGUCUGACUGGCUGUCCCCGGGAUCUCAUGGUGCGAGUGGACCAGGUCUGCUCUCAGAGGAACGUCAAGGUCUUCUGCGGGGAUGUCUUCGGUUACCAUGGCUACAUGUUUUCCAACCUGGGCCCGGAGCAUCAUUACGUGGAAGAGAAGCCAAAAGCAGCAAAACCUUCACAGGAGUCCAAUGAUGGACCCGAGGCCAAGAAACCCAAAGUUGACCCAAAUGAGACCACCAUGGUCAAAAAGACGGCCAGUUUCUGCCCCUUGAAAGAGGCGCUGGAAGUUGAUUGGACGAGCGAGAAGGCCAAGGCCAGCUUAAAGCGCACCCCGCCUGACUACUUCCUGUUGCAAGUCCUGCUCAAGUUCCGCACGGACAAGGGUCGCGACCCCCACCCCAGCAGCUUCGCCGAGGACGCCCCUCUCCUCCGCCAGAUCCGCGACGACGUCCUGGAGGCUCAGGGCCUGAGCAGCGACCUGCUCUCGGACGACUUUGUCACGUACUGCUUCUCUGAGAUGGCCCCGGUGUGUGCGGUGGUGGGCGGCGUUCUGGGACAGGAGAUCGUCAAGGCUCUUUCCCAGAGAGACGCACCUCACAGGAACUUCUUUUUCUUUGAUGGUCUGAAGGGAAGUGGAGUGGUGGACUUCUUUGGUUCCAAGUGAAGUUUUCAAGCGAAAGGGGUGGUCAACAGUAAUAUGCAGAAAACAUUCGGCACGUUUCUCAAAUCCUCAGACCCUCCUUUACGAUCUACCAGGCCACCAAACGCGUAUCCACAUUAGUUGCCAGGUAAUUUCAUUGGUCCCUUUCCUCGAUUCCUUCACAGUGCUCUUGUGUCCAGCCAGUCACAUGGAGCUGUGCUUGCUAAUUUUGGGGGAGGGGUUGGGGGAGAUCAACACUUGUUCCUGUCCCGUCUCUACCCCAUUUCAGUACUGUAAGCCUGUGUGGACCGUCCCUAGCACAUGUAAGCACAUAAGAUGUGGUUUUUACAUUUUAUAAUAAAAAAAAAAAAACAUUAAAAACUAGAAAUAAAAAGGAAAGCUCCCCUGA